This is a messenger RNA of Hydra vulgaris (swiftwater hydra), 555 nucleotides long. RefSeq names its product E3 SUMO-protein ligase ZBED1-like. The record is from RefSeq and is a predicted model, not a curated record. Gene Ontology annotation, molecular function: protein dimerization activity. Lineage: Eukaryota; Metazoa; Cnidaria; Hydrozoa; Anthoathecata; Hydridae.
AUGACUUCAGGUCGCAUUGAAAACAUUGAUGCAUUGCCAAUGUUGCAAAUGGUUGUGGCAUUAGACCCACGUUACAAGAAACUCGGCUGUCUCUCAAGAGAGAAACGUGAAGCAGUUUGGACAAUACUUUCUAAUGCAUUUCGGGUGUACUGUGACCAAAGGCAGAGAGCUGAACGUGAAACUACUACCAGCACUGACGAGGCACCAGAACCUGUGCGUAAGAAACUGAAACUUACUUUGUUGGUCAGCGACUCGGAAUCGCAAUCCUCAUCAGAUAAAUCACAAACAGUACAUGGCUCGCUGGCUGAGCUCACACGAUAUCAAGAAGAAGGUGUCAUUCCAGAAACUGAGAAUCCCCUCAUGUUGUGGCAACUAAACAGGCAUCGUUACUCUAACCUGAGGAGUUUUGUGCAGACAAUUCUGUGUGUACCUGCCACUUCUGUUCCUUGUGAAAGACUGUUUAGUUCGUCAGGGUACAUUGUCAACAAACUGCGAUCUUGUCUACUUCCAGAAAACGUUAACGUCCUCGUUUGUUUACGUGACUGGCUAAAGUGA